Messenger RNA from Malassezia vespertilionis, 1215 nucleotides. It is a transcript of the gene GLE2, whose product is annotated as RNA export factor gle2. Lineage: Eukaryota; Fungi; Basidiomycota; Malasseziomycetes; Malasseziales; Malasseziaceae. Gene Ontology annotation, molecular function: ubiquitin binding; RNA binding. The coding region runs from base 1 to 1215 and encodes 404 amino acids. Gene Ontology annotation, biological process: RNA export from nucleus; transcription-dependent tethering of RNA polymerase II gene DNA at nuclear periphery. The transcript has 2 exons. Gene Ontology annotation, cellular component: nuclear pore. The record is from RefSeq and is a predicted model, not a curated record.
AUGGAAGCCAAACGCGGUCAAGCGCCGCCUUACAAACUGUCCUUUUUUCAAAACACAAGCAGUGGUGGAUGGGGAAAUCGUGGCGCCCCGUCCAUCACACCUGCCGCCACGUCAGCCGCAAAGGUUUCUGGCGAGCAGGAUAUUGAGGUGUUGCCUGGAGCCACCGAUACCGUCUCGGCGCUAGCCUUUUCGCCUACCGCCGACGUACUCGCGGUUUCGAGCUGGGACACGUACGUACGCAUUUACCGCAUCGACAAGACAAAUGCACAGCCUGUACAGCCAUGGCAGCAAUAUAACCACGAAGCACCGGUCAUGGACGUGUGCUUCAACGCUGAAGGCACCAAGGUCAUUUCCGGCGGCGCGGACAAGAUGGCACGCUGCUUUGACCUGAAUACAAACCAGACUUCCGUCGUUGCGCAGCACAACGAUACAAUUCGAUGUGUGCGAUGGAUGGCCGCACUAGGCGGUGCGCUGGUGACCGGCAGCUGGGACAAGACUGUCAAGGUGUGGAAGAUUGAGCCGCAGCCCACGCUGGUCACCUCGAUCGAUCUUCCGGAACGCGUAUACGCUAUGGAUGUCAUUGGCCCUGUCAUCAUCGUCGCAAUGGCCGAGCGCAAGAUUAUGGCGUUCCAGAUGAACGAGGCGACAGGUACAGCGCCGCAAGUUGUCGACCAGCUCAGCCCGCUGAAAUACCAAACGAGGUGCCUCGCCGCGCUCCCCGACGGGGACGGAUUCGCAUUGGGCGGUACCGAGGGCCGUGUCGCCGUGCACUAUUUCCAUGACCCGCCGGACCCAAAAGACGGAAAGGUAAAAAAGUUUGCCUUCCGGUGCCACCGACGCGCGAAUGCCGACCACUCCGACGUGCCGCGCAAUGAGACACAUCUAUUCCCUGUCAACUGUAUCAAGUUUAAUUCGCAAGGCACGUUUGCGACGGGUGGCGGUGACGGGUCCAUCAGUUUCUGGUGCAAGGCCAGCCGCACGCGUCUCAAGACGUUUGAGAACAAAGGCACACCUAUGGCGCCAAAAGAAGUGUUCAAGACGAAUCCGAAUCGCUUGCCACUCACUGCAAUUGCCUUUAAUGCAGACGCGUCUAUUUUUGCGUAUGCACUUGGCUACGACUGGCACAAAGGCUACCAGAGCGCCACGAGCGAGUCACACGUAUUUAUCCACCCGGUCAACCCGGAAGAUAUCAAGAAGCGGCCGCAAAAGACGUAG